Molecule: messenger RNA, 2019 nt
Organism: Halteromyces radiatus
Lineage: Eukaryota; Fungi; Mucoromycota; Mucoromycetes; Mucorales; Cunninghamellaceae
Exons: 1
Coding region: 1-2019 (672 amino acids)
Source: RefSeq, a predicted model, not a curated record
AUGACAUCCAUUCCUACAACCAUCUCGACCUUAUCUUCACACCCAGUGGCUGAAGAAUUAACGGAAGAAUUGGAUCAACUUUUGGAUAUAUUUUGUUCGGAUGUACAACAGCAGUUUUGUUUGGAUCAGCAUGUAGCCACACAGCAACAAUUAGACCGGAUCAAACAAACUAUUCAACAAGCACGGGCUUUACUUCAAAAUGGAUGGUCAAUAGAUCAACAACAAGAAAAUGGUACGAUUCCUCCGCAACUUCAUGUAAGACAAACGGUGAUGAGAACAUGUUUAGAAAUGAUAGAUUCUUAUCAAGCUAUAGCUCAUCAACGACAACUACGCCAAUUACCAGAAGGACAAUCCCAGCAAUGGAUGCAUGUGGAUUGGCAACGCCUCAGCCAAAAAUUCGAUAUCAAGGCUCGGGAACAAGCCCAAUGGACUCAAUUAUUAACAAAUCUUAAAAACUUACAAAAGGCUUGGCAACAACGACCACAUCAACAAGUCACCAAAAUCAUUCAUUCUUUUUUAAUGACUUCCUUUGAUCCUCCUGCAGGUUGCCAUGUCGUUGUCGUCGAUCGUCAUAAUUAUGCACAAUUAGGUCUCAAACGUAAAGCUAUUGGAUCAAGACAACUUGUAUUUGAAUGUCAAUUAUUAUCUCGUCAAGAACAAAUUGAUAUCGUGGCCGAUCUUUGUCGACGAUUUGCUGCGAUCUUUGGUGAAAAUGCCCAUCAUAAUCUAGCCCAGAUCGAUAGUCAACUCAAACGGGGUCAACCUUAUGGUCUUCAGAAACGUUGUCAAGCUUUAUAUCAACGUUUAUUUUUACCUUUGAAUCGUUCUUUAUCUUCUUCAAGUUUGGAUGCUCCUCAAGUUAGAAUCUCUACUUCUGCACCAUCAUCAUCAUCAUCAUCAUCAUCUGCUUCUUUUGCUGUUGGUGCACCACAACAACGAUUAUCAUCACGUCCACCCUCUCCUCAACCUGCCUCUCAUAUAGAUCCUUUGCAAAAACAACGAAUGGAUCAUUGGUAUGCUACUCAAGAACAUUCUUCACAAUUGGAUCCAAAUCAAGUUGACACAACAGAGAAACAACAGGAUGAACAACAUGAUCAUGAAGUACCAAUAGCACAACAGGAACAGGAAUCGCAAGUAAAACAUCAUGAUCAUCAUCAUAUUGACCAUCAUCAUCAUCACCAUCAUCACCAUCAUCCUAUAGAUCGUCCACCUGAUCAUCAGCGUAAUAAUAAUAAUAAUAAUAAUAGUAACAACAACAACAAUAAUAUUAAUGGUAAUGAUAAUCAACAACAACAACAACAACAACAACAACAACAACAACAAUCAAAACAUACAAUACCUUCAAAUACGGCACAUUUGGCUUUAAGAACGACACCUUUUAUUGAUACCACCAGUUUAACUCUACAACAUAUUCCUUUACCCAGUUUUAUUCCCUCUCCAUGGCAAUGGCCUGAUUUAUUGAAAGUACGACAACCUUAUCGACCUUUAUUAUUUGGUUUGAUCAAACGAAGAAAGAAACGGAAUAGCAAUGGUGGAUUUUUUUAUAGAUUACGCCAUUUAUUCUAUGCACCGAGCAAAAAACCAUCGAUACCUUUCCUCCAACCCAUGGAAGAACAUGAUGUUAUAACAACUAGUCCAAUGACAACAACACCAACAACACCUACUCCUCUUCUGAUGCAACAACAACAACGUCGAUCAACAUCAUCAUCAACAUCACCAUCAUCAUCAUCAUCAUCACCAUUAUUUGCUAGUAUCUCGAUGGUUCAAUUGGGACAACAUUUUAUUCGAACAAGUCAACGAUUUUAUCAAGAUAUCAUGCUUCAUUGUCAACUCAAAUAUCAACAAGAUAGUGUGGUGUUGAAGGAAAUUGGAGGUGAUCUUGUACAAAUGUAUGCUGCCUUACAGUUGGAUAUUUCUCGUCUAGCCAUGCAACGCAUUGUUACCAUCUUGCAUGAACUGAAUACUAUGGAUCCUCCUCCUGCUGUUGUCACCCAUGAUGAUGUUCAUCCUACUGUAUAA